AUGUGUGCUCAGUGCUAUACCAUUGAGAAAGGAGGCAAGCACAAAACUGGGCCGAAUCUCCAUGGUCUGUUUGGGCCGAAGAAGGGUCAGGCUCCUGGUUUCUCUUAUACUGAUGUUAACAAGAACAAAGGCAUCACCUGGGGAGAGGACACGCUGAUGGUGUAUUUGGAGAAACCCAAAAAGUACAUCCCUGGAACAAAAAUGAUCUUCGCUGACAUUAAGAAGACUGAGAGGGCAGAGUUGAUAGCUAUUAAUUAA
Molecule: messenger RNA, 258 nt
Organism: Suncus etruscus (white-toothed pygmy shrew)
Lineage: Eukaryota; Metazoa; Chordata; Mammalia; Eulipotyphla; Soricidae
Product: cytochrome c-like
Exons: 1
Coding region: 1-258 (85 amino acids)
Biological process (GO): mitochondrial electron transport, cytochrome c to oxygen; mitochondrial electron transport, ubiquinol to cytochrome c
Cellular component (GO): mitochondrial intermembrane space
Molecular function (GO): heme binding; electron transfer activity
Source: RefSeq, a predicted model, not a curated record